Harmonia axyridis is the source of this 1224-nucleotide messenger RNA. It is a transcript of the gene Sc2, whose product is annotated as probable very-long-chain enoyl-CoA reductase art-1. Gene Ontology annotation, biological process: very long-chain fatty acid biosynthetic process. Lineage: Eukaryota; Metazoa; Arthropoda; Insecta; Coleoptera; Coccinellidae. The coding region runs from base 240 to 1139 and encodes 299 amino acids. Gene Ontology annotation, molecular function: oxidoreductase activity, acting on the CH-CH group of donors; protein binding. The transcript has 5 exons. The record is from RefSeq and is a predicted model, not a curated record.
UACAUAACCAUGACCUUGAUCGAAAUAGUGAAUUAUGUCUGAUUGUUUUUAAAUUUUCAAAUUGAAAUUCUUUUCUACAAUCUGAAAACAAGAGUGGGGCCUGAAGUGGCCAUAUUUUACGGGCCAGAGUUCAGUCGAAUCAUAAUUAAAUAUUCAAUUUUCGUAGUCGUGUUAUCAAGUCAGUUCAAAUUAGUUGAACCAGUGGUUGCGUGAGGUCAACGAAACAUUAAAAUUGCAUCAUGGUUAAUGUGGAGGUUUUCACUGUUUCAAACAGAAGUUUAGGAAAAGUGGAUAUAUCCGAAUCAUCCACUGUCAAAGAACUGAAGUCAAAAAUUACUAAUAUAUCCAAAAUUUCUAUAGAAAGGCAGUCAGUUCGCCAAGAAGCAAGAGGAAAGGAUUUAAAUGAUACCAUUAAAAUUGAAAGUCUGAAAUUGGGAAGCCCUGCAAAAAUUUUUGUUAAAGAUUUAGGUCCGCAAGUAGGUUGGAGCACUGUUUUUCUUGCUGAAUAUGCCGGACCUAUAGCUGUUUAUGCCUUAGUAGCUGCCAGUAAUGGCAUUUUACAUAGUUCCUUACCAACAAGGCAAUCUUCACUCAUGUCCAGUUUAAUUUAUUGGGCUUGGGUCAUACACUAUGCCAAGAGAAUAUUAGAAACUAUUUUUGUACAUAGAUUUUCCCAUAGUACAAUGCCUAUAAGGAAUCUUUUCAAAAAUUGUACCUAUUAUUGGGGAUUUGCAUUUUACGUAGCCUACCAUGUCAAUCAUCCUUUAUGGACAGAGCCUCCUGUAGUUAUUUCAUAUCUUGGAUUUGCUAUGUGGACUAUUUGCGAGUUGGGCAAUUUGAGUGUGCAUUUAUUAUUGAGGGAUCUCAGACCAGCUGGUAGUACAGUAAGAAAAAUUCCAUUCCCAAAUGGAAAUCCUUUGACAAAUUUAUUUGAUCUCGUUUCUUGUCCUAAUUACACUUAUGAAGUAGGAGCUUGGUUAGGCUAUACCUUAAUGAGUGGAUGCUUGCCAGCUCUUUUAUUCACUUUGGCUGGGUUCUAUCAAAUGGCUGUGUGGGCUCUUGGAAAACACAGGAAUUACAAGAGAGAAUUUCAAGACUAUCCCAAGAAGAGGAAAGCAAUCAUUCCAUUUGUUCUAUAAUUUUCAUUAUAUAAUGGUUUGGGUUAAAGUUAAAAAUUUUUGUUACUUGUUCAAGUUUAUUUAAAUAAAGAUUUCUAGGUAUUCA